Topomyia yanbarensis is the source of this 1467-nucleotide messenger RNA. RefSeq lists its product as uncharacterized. NCBI's taxonomy places the organism in Eukaryota, Metazoa, Arthropoda, Insecta, Diptera, Culicidae. Gene Ontology annotation, molecular function: nucleic acid binding; zinc ion binding. The coding region runs from base 1 to 1467 and encodes 488 amino acids. The record is from RefSeq and is a predicted model, not a curated record. The transcript has a single exon.
AUGGGGGUUAACUCUUUCCCACCCGACGGAGGUGGCGGGCCAUCUCUUAGUAAUACUUUACCAACAUACUUAAAUUCGGGGAACGUGAUCGACCAGCAAACAUUGCUAAUGCGAGCUAUAGAUACCACUGAAAGCAGUGAUCAACGUCUUCCGGCUAAUCCCUUCCUGAUACACCAGUCGGUUAAAGCUGCACUUGGUUUCGAUCCCAUUAGGACACUAACUGCAUCCAAAGAAGGCAGAGGAACUAGGUACAUCCUUCGAACAACAUCGAAGAAAACCUACCAGGCGCUUCUCAAUAUGAAAUCGCUUACCACAGGCCAACUCAUUGAAGUUAUCCCUCAUCCUACUCUAAAUAUUGUGCAGGGGGUCAUUUUCGAUCAAGAUACAGUCAACCUCACAUCAGACGAAGUACUGAAAGAACUCGUUAGCCAAAACGUUGUCGCCGUACGAAGAAUCACGAAGAUGGUCGAAAAGAUACCAGUCAAUACCCCCCUUCUCGUUUUGUCAUUCUCCGGGUCCUUCCUCCCAGAGUACAUUUACCUAGGUCUCGUUCGAACUGCAGUUAGACAGUACUACCCGUCACCCAUGAUGUGUUUUAACUGUGGCAAUUUCGGCCACGGCAGCCGCUCCUGUCCCAAUACGACCGUUUGCCUCAACUGCAGUGGCAGUCACGUGGUAGAGAAAGGCAUUACUUGUAAAUUACCCAGUCAGUGUAGAAACUGCAAAGGAGAACACGCGACGCGCAGCAGAGAGUGCCCUUCCUACAUGGAAGAAGAGAGUGUCAUAAAAUUAAAGGUGACAAAGAACAUCACUUUCCCCGAAGCUCGUGCGCUGCUUCGUAAGAUUACAGAAAAAAACAGUUACGCCAAUGUGCUUAAGGACCGCCUUAACCCUGAGAAUAACGAGAAGGACCGAACAAUCCAGCUACUUAGGGAAGAACUGGCCAAAGCAAAGCAAGCUAACCAGAACUGCCAAACUGAAGCCUCCAAGGACCUCGAGAUCCGUACACUAAAGGCUCAGUUAGCCGAGACACAGGCACAUAACCUUGCUAUGCGCAGUGAGCUUGCUGCCCUCCGCGAAGAUUUUUCCAAACUUACAAAGCGCUCAGCACCUCCUAGUGACAAUCAAACCAGCAAAUCGACAAAAAUAUUAAAGACAGUGACAACACCUACAAUGCAGACACUAACCACGGGAGCAAUCUCUAAAACUAAACUCUCUCAAUCACAAGUACAGGCCAUGGAGACCGGCAAUUAUGAUGAUGAGCCAGACAAGAGACAAAAUAGGAAGAACAACAAAGGCCGCCCAAAGGUAAGGGAGGAGAAAUCUCGAAGCCCAAUUCAAAAAGACAACGCCCCAAGCAACACAUACCAUACUAGAUCGAGUAGCGCCUGCUCAACAGUUUCAUUUACUAAACCCAACACCGAAGACGGUUUGACAGAACAGGCUCACAUAGACAUAUCAGACUAG